GAAGCUGCUGCUUAAGAUCAAACCAAUUAGCAGUAAGUCGGAGGAUUAGAGGCAGCAGCUGAUCUGCUGUUAAUGGGAUCAGAGCUGAUCGGAGGUUUAGGAUGACGAGUCGCAGCUCGCUCACAUUCACACCUCGACGCUUUCUGCAGGAAAAUAUCAGUGUGGCGGAGCCGAGCGCUGAGCCGAUCUGACGGGUUUUAUGUGAAUAUUUGAUUGUGAUUUGAUGGCAGACCCCUCUGCCCCCCCAGCAGUAUGGACUGUCCUGAUCUGCAGCUUGGCAUUAUGGGUCUGAAACCAGGAGUUCUGGUUUUGAGUUCAGCUGCUUCUUUCUGGAACGGAUUAAAACUCUGAAACUCUGACGGAUUCUCGAACUGUUUUCUUCUUGAUACCUGACGUUUAGUGAUUGUUGAUUUCAGUGGAGUGUUUAGGUCUCACUAAGAGCUUAAAAUGCCGUUCAUGCCGGUGAAGUUCAACCUGCAGAAGCGGGUGAAGCUGGCUCAGGGUCUGUGGAUGAUCUACUGGCUCUCGGUCAUCGUGGGGAUCCUCAUCUUCAGCCUCGGCAUCUUCUUCAAGAUCGAGCUGCGGAAGAGAAGCGAGAUGAUGGACAACAACGAGAGCCAUUUAGUGCCCAACCUGCUGAUCCUGGUGGGCUUGUUGGCCUGCGGGGUCAACGCCUUCGGAGGAAAGGUGUGCCACGACUCUCUGGACCCGGUCAAGUUUGCCAAGUGGAAGCCGAUGCUAAAGUCAUACCUGCUGCUGUGCUGCGGCUUCAACGCGCUCCUGCUGCUGACGGCGCUGCUCUGCUUCCUCAUGCAGUUCGCCGUGUACCUGACGCUGGCCGAGGGCCUGAAGAACAGCAUCAAGUUCUACAAGGACACGGACACGCCGGGGCGCUGCUUCAUGAAGAGGACUCUGGACAUGACGCAGAUCGAGUUCCGCUGCUGCGGCAACAACAACUUCAGGGACUGGUUCGAGGUGCAGUGGAUCAGCAACCGCUACCUGGACAUGAGCAACGACCAGGUCAAAGAUCGAGUCCUCAGUAACGUGGAGGGGAAGUACCUGAUGGACAGCGUCCCGUUCAGCUGCUGUAACCCCGGGUCCCCUCGGCCCUGCAUCCAGCAUCACCUGACCAAUAACUCUGCCCACUACGACUACGACCACCGCAUCGAGGAGCUCAACAUCUGGACCCGGGGCUGCCGCGAGGCCCUCUUCUCCUACUUCAGUGGCAUGAUGAACAGCAUCGGCGCACUCAUCAUCGCCACCAUCAUCCUGGAGUCGGUGGACAUGGCGGGGCUGAAGUACCUCAGCACGGCUCUGGAGACGAUGGAGGACCCGGAGAACCCCGAGUGUGACAGCGACGGCUGGCUGCUGGACAAAGGUGUGAAGGAGACGAUCGGCGAGCUGCUCUCCAAGCUGAAGACGCUGGGGAAGAGCAACCAGGUGGACGAGGGCGGGGACGCGCAGGAGGCCGCCACCUGAGAACCCCACCCGCUACAGAGGACUGAGGUCUCCCCCCUCCUCCCCCCGCCUCCCCUCCCAGCUGCUUCUCCCCCAGAAAACAGGGAGCGAGAGAGGAGAGGUGUUUUCCACCGUCUGUACAUACGCCACUGUUACAAUACUACAGCGUGAAUAACACACACACACACACACACACACACACACACACACACACACACACACACGUUCAAAGUGAACAAGUCAUUUAAACUUACUGUGAAUGUUGAUGUUUUCCAUUCUGUAAAUAUGUUGAACAGAGUUUAUUUUUAACCAGGAGGAACAGAAACCUGCUGCUGUAAAUAAAACAUCUGGGUUGGGAUUUUAAAUUCUAUACAAAUGUUAAAUUAACCCCCCGUCAAUGCUUCCUGUCGAGACACCAUCAGGCCUGGAAGACGCCGGUCUUUCCCAGAGCCCGACCGAUACGUCCCACCGCUGAUCAGCUGAUAUCAGACAUGUCUGAGACUUAGAAACUGUUGCAGUUCCACAGUUUGUCCAGCAGAGAGCGCAGCGCAUUAACAGAAUAUAUUUUAUAAAUCUGAGGGAUUCUUGCCAAACAUGUUUGUUUAUGUAAAAAACAAACAUCAGUGAAUGUUUCGUCAUCAGCCGUUUGUACGUCCACAUUUUGGUAUCUGUGUCUCAGACAUCGAGUAUCGGUCGGACUCUGGUCUUUACCGCCGCCGUCUGACCUCUGACUCGGUUGGUUUACGUGGAAACAGACGGCCCAACAUCUGAAAAAAACUAGGGGCGCUCAGUGCUGCCACCGCUGGUCGGAAGUGAUACUGCUCACCAGCAAGAGGUAAAUACAGGGAUAUACACAGUGAGGAAGAUUCACGUGUCUUCGUAAAUUUUACUUGGACUCCGUCUUUUUAGUUUCACUUGUUUUGUUUUUAUGUCACAACUUCUAACUUAAAUUCUUUACUGUCACACGUCGGCGCCAGUCGAAGGAAAGAUAGCUAACGUUAAUGUUCGCAUCUGUAAUCUGAAGCACGUGAUUGGUGGAGCGUGUUGGGGCAGGACUGAGCCUGGCAGACUGAGUUCAGGGUGAGAAUGUCCCAUCGUGGCCGUCUGGUUCCCUGUCAGAGCGACGCUGGUUCAGACUGAAACAGGAACGUUUUUUUACUCUAAAGUUGCAGCCAAACAACACACACGCUUUGAUGAGCAAGUUCAUCAGACUGUACUUUAAUGUUUAGUGUUUCUCAGCGUAGCAGACAGGAAGCUGCAUCAGAGAGUGUGUGGGUCAGUCAGCUGUGUAGUGAUUAAAGGUCAGUUUUCAGCUACAGGUUGUAAUAUUUCUAUGUUUCUGUUCUCUUUCUUUGUGAUAUGGAGAGUUGUGAUGUUUUCAGCCAGUUGUUGUGGGUUGGUUGGAGCUUGUAGUCGCUCCGCUGUGUACGAUAAAACCUAUAAAGAGAUUGUGACUGACA
Molecule: messenger RNA, 2918 nt
Organism: Siniperca chuatsi (mandarin fish)
Lineage: Eukaryota; Metazoa; Chordata; Actinopteri; Centrarchiformes; Sinipercidae
Gene: prph2b
Product: peripherin 2b (retinal degeneration, slow)
Exons: 3
Coding region: 448-1479 (343 amino acids)
Biological process (GO): visual perception
Cellular component (GO): membrane
Source: RefSeq, a predicted model, not a curated record